This is a messenger RNA of Anisakis simplex (herring worm), 1230 nucleotides long. The record is from the annotation of a GenBank genome assembly. Lineage: Eukaryota; Metazoa; Nematoda; Chromadorea; Rhabditida; Anisakidae.
AUGCCAAAUAAAUCCAAGAAUCGACGGUACGUAUACGAUAAGAGUGUUGAUAAAGAAAAGAAGAAAAUCGAGAAAAUUUUCGAGGGCACAUCACCGUUAUGGAUUCGAAUAAUAAUUUUUAUUCUACGAGCGUGGUUCUAUAUCUACGAUUGUCUCAAUUAUAUCCCAUACGAAUUAUUCAACUCGCCAACGGCUAAACUACAACGUAGUAACAGAAUUAAGGCAAAACCGGAGAAAGGAUUAGACAGCCCGUGGGUGAAUGUUGAAGGACCGAUCGACGCAAAUAUCGAUGGAAAUGAUACGGUUGAUAAGGUGUUCACGUAUAUCGCCAAGAAGUUCGGUGAUAAGACAGCGUUAGGAACACGAGAAUUGAUCGAUGUCACCGAACAAGUGCAACCGGAUGGUCGUGUGUUCGAGAAGUGGGAAUUGGGAGAGUACCAAUGGGAAUCAUAUGAAGAAGUGCUCGAUCGAAUCGGAAUGAUUGCAGCCGGUCUUAACAGUAUCGUCGAUGGUCAGGAGAAUAAGGUAAGGGGACAGAUGCAAAAAUCGCAUAAAGAAGAAAAUGAAAUUACAGUUGAAUCUCGAGCGAGCAAGGAUGAUAUUGCCAUGAUAAUGUACACGAGCGGUACGACAGGUGCACCGAAAGGUGUGCUCAUAACGAACGAGAAUAUCGUCGCGUCUGCGAUCGGUCUCGCUGAGGGUGUUCCGAUCGUGAGCAGUACGGACACUUACAUUGGCUAUUUACCACUCGCACACAUCCUUGAAGUGGCUGCCGAAUUGACGUGUUUGGUGAGUGAAUUGAUUGGUUGUUAUUGUAAUUUUGUUAUAUCGCUCCGUGGCUGUCGAAUCGGCUACUCGAGUCCAUUGACGUUGCACGAUCGUGGUGCGAAGAUCAAGCCGGGAACACACGGCGAUUGCUGGGCACUUCGACCAACAGUUAUGGCUGCUGUGCCGGCAAUAAUGGAUCGCAUAUUCAAAGCAGUCAGUGAUGAAGUGGCGUCGAGUCCGCGUUUAAUGCAAGAACUGUUCAAACUUAAUUAUGAACGUAAACGUGCCAGAUACGAAGAGGGUUAUUGCAGUCCAUUCCUCGAUCGUAUUGUUUUCAAAAAGAUUCGUCGUCUACUGGGCGGUAAACUUCGAGGAGUGAUGAGUGGCGGGGCGGCGUUGAAUCCAGAAACACAACGCUUCAUGAACAUCUGCAUGUGCUGUCCGGUCAUCCAAGGAUACGGU